AUGUUCAAGCAAUUAGUCAGAAAAGGACCAAGUUCCUCAGUUGCGGCCGUUGUACCAAAAUUUACCAGAUCGCUUGUUGCAGGUCAGUUCACCGGAAAGAAAGGUCCUAAUGGUAAAUAUACUGUUACUUUAAUUGAAGGUGAUGGUAUUGGUGUCGAAAUAUCCCAGGCAGUUAAGGAAAUCUAUGCAGCAGCAGGAGUACCUAUUGAAUGGGAACCGGUUGACGUUACCCCUUUGUUGAUUGAUGGUAAAACUACUUUACCUCAACCAGCCGUUGAUUCGGUUAACAAGAACUUGGUUGCAUUGAAAGGACCAUUGGCCACUCCAGUUGGUAAGGGUCACACAUCCAUGAACUUGACAUUGAGAAGAACAUUUCAAUUGUUUGCUAAUGUUCGUCCAUGUAAGUCGAUUGUCGGUUACGACACUCCAUAUAAGAACGUCGACACCGUUUUGAUUAGAGAAAACACUGAAGGUGAAUAUUCUGGUAUUGAGCAUACCAUUGUUCCUGGUGUUGUGCAAUCAAUCAAGUUGAUUACCAAGCCAGCUUCUGAGAGAGUUAUUAGAUAUGGUUUCGAGUAUGCUAAAUCUAUUAACAAGCCUCAUGUUGUCAUUGUUCACAAGGCCUCAAUCAUGAAGUUGUCUGACGGUUUGUUUGUACAAACAGCUAAGGAAAUUGGAAAGGAGUAUCCAGACGUGAAAUUGAGCUUCGAAUUAUUAGACAAUACUUCCUUGAGAUUAACUGCUGAUCCUACUGACUAUAAAGAUGUUGUUAUGGUCAUGCCUAACUUGUACGGUGAUAUCAUGUCUGAUUUGUCGUCUGGUUUGAUUGGAGGUUUAGGUUUAACUCCAUCCGGUAACAUGGGUAACAGAGUUUCUAUCUUUGAAGCCGUUCACGGUUCUGCUCCUGACAUUGCUGGUAAAGGUUUAGCUAACCCAACCGCCUUGUUAUUAUCAUCUUGUAUGAUGUUGAGACAUAUGUCAUUGAACGAGGAUGCUGACAGAAUCGAAAAGGCCGUCAAGAAGACCAUUGCAUCUGGUCCAGAAAACAGAACUGGUGAUUUGAAGGGUACAGCAACUACUGAGCGCUUCACUGAAGAAGUUAUCAAGAAUUUAUAG
Molecule: messenger RNA, 1116 nt
Organism: Priceomyces carsonii
Lineage: Eukaryota; Fungi; Ascomycota; Pichiomycetes; Serinales; Debaryomycetaceae
Gene: IDH2
Product: isocitrate dehydrogenase (NAD(+))
Exons: 1
Coding region: 1-1116 (371 amino acids)
Biological process (GO): tricarboxylic acid cycle; isocitrate metabolic process
Cellular component (GO): mitochondrion
Molecular function (GO): NAD binding; magnesium ion binding; isocitrate dehydrogenase (NAD+) activity
Source: RefSeq, a predicted model, not a curated record